This is a messenger RNA of Neopsephotus bourkii (Bourke's parrot), 2866 nucleotides long. Its product is annotated as granule associated Rac and RHOG effector protein 1-like. Gene Ontology annotation, biological process: Rac protein signal transduction. The annotation marks the transcript as partial. Gene Ontology annotation, molecular function: CCR4-NOT complex binding. The transcript is spliced from 10 exons. NCBI's taxonomy places the organism in Eukaryota, Metazoa, Chordata, Aves, Psittaciformes, Psittacidae. The record is from RefSeq and is a predicted model, not a curated record.
UGUCAGGCUUACAAAGUGGCUUUGGAGAGUUUAGGCCAUUGUGAAUAUGCGCUGAAGGCUGGCUUCCACUUGAACCCAAAAGCUAUUGAAGCAAGUCUUCAGGGUUGUUGCAGUGAAGCUGAAGCCCAGCAAACAGGAAGGAGACAGACUCCUCCUCAGCCCAUUCAGUCUGAACUGCCCACUGUUCCUGUUCAAAUAGGAUCACAUUUUCUGAAAGGAAUAUCCUUUAAUGAGUCUGCAGCAGAAAACCUAAAGCUGAAAACGCAUGCGAUGCUGCAGUUGAUUAAGGAAGCCGGAUGCCAUAAUGGACUUACACCAUGGGAUGACUCUCCUGUUACUGAAGUACUAAAUCAGGUUUGCCCUUCCACUUGGCGAGGAGCCUGCAAAACUGCCGUACAAUUGUUGUUUGGCCAAGCUGGACUGGUGGUUGUGGACACAGCACAGAUUGAAAAUAAAGAAACUUAUGCUCCUCAGAUAAGUUUAGAAGGAUCCAGAAUUGUGGUGCAAGUUCCAUCAACUUGGUGUCUGAAAGAAGAUCCAGCAACAAUGUCUCUGCUACAGAGGAGUCUGGAUCCAGAGAAGACUUUGGGGCUAGUAGAUGUGCUCUACACUGCUGUAUUCGACAUACACAGGUGGAAGGAAGGAAGGGAGCAAGCUUUGCCUUGUAUUCAGAUCCAGUUACAGCGUGAAAUCUUAGGCUUUGGGAAUCAAGUUGACACGCCUUCUGGAAAUGGAAGCAAAUCUUCAGGUGGUCUGCAAAAGACAUUCUCAAAACUGACUUCACGGUUUACAAAAAAAACUUCCUGCACCAGUACAAGUAAUAUUGGAAGUUACUCAAUCCCCAAUACAUCUUCCAAAAAUGUCUUCAUAAGUUUCAACACGGAGGAGAAAGCUAAAAUGCUCACUAACAUAGACGCACGGUUACAAAGCAUCUUGAAUACUGGUAAUUUCCCUAGGACUGCAGAUCCACUGCAGUCAGUUCAGAACACAAAUAACCAGCUAGUGAAUGGGUGUCUAGUUCAAAGAUGGGACAAUUUCUUCAAACUGGAUGAUAGCAAGGAUGACAAAGUUAUGAAUUUACCAACUGACCAAGAAAUGCAGGAUGUUAUAGAUUUCUUGUCUGGUUUUAACAUGGACAAAUCCCAGCAGACUUCUCCGAUGGUGAAAAGAAGGAACUCUGCAUCCUCUACAGCAACAGAACAAAAAUCAGGAACAGUACAACAGCAACCGCAGUCUGUUUCUCACUCACCACUGCAUCCUUCCCAGCAAGGCUUGUCACAGCAACAACAAUCACAAAAGCAGCAGCAGCAAAUGCAGUAUUACCAACACUUGCUUCAACCCAUUGGACCACAGCAACAUGUACCUGCCAAAUGGCUAACUAAUUCCUUGAAGCAGCCAGCCCAAGCUGUUGGAGCUGGACUGUCUCAUAUACACCAGUGGAACAAUCCUGGUUUUUCAGAUUUAAGCUCUGAUUUGUACAGCUUGGGUCUUGUGAGCAGCUAUAUGGACAAUAUGAUGUCAGAGAAGUUAGGACAGAAACCACAAGGACCUAGAAAUAACACGUGGCCAAAUCGUGACCAAACUGAUGGAGUGUUUGGGAUGCUGGGAGAAAUCCUGCCUUUUGACUCUGCAGUUGGCUCUGACCCAGAAUUUGCCUGCUAUGUUGCUGGGGUCAACCAGGCUAUGCAACAGAAAAGGCAAGCACAGCAUGUCCAUCGCCCAAGCAACACACGUAACAACUGGCCUCUCCUUGAUGAUCCUCAUAAAACCUGGCCCUUUCCAGAGUAUUUCACAGAAGGUGAUGUGACAAAUAGCUGGUCUGGUACUCAAGGAGACUCUGCCAGCUCAGGCGAUGAGACCUCCUCAGCUAAUGGAGACAGUUUAUUCUCCAUGUUCUCAGGACCAGACCUUAUUGCUGCUGUGAAGCAGAGAAGAAAACACAGUAGUGGCGAGCAGGUACCUAGUGCAUUACCAUCAGCAACUCUUCUUUCUGCAGCAGAUGACCGCAAUCAGGAUAAGAAGACCAAGACCUGGCCUCCCAAGGCACCCUGGCAACAUCCAUCCUCUGUCAUGAACACGCUACCCAGUCAGAAUACACCUUUGUAUCCCAUGAGCAGCCCUAUCAACCAGUGGAGCGACACCAUGCAUAUCCUGCAGACACCCACGUGGGCAGCAGCCAAUGACUGUGCUCAAGCAGCAGGGCUUUCCUCUAACUUUGCUUAUGUACAGCAGCAGCAGCAGUCACAGCAGGCUUCCCAGCAAAAACAAAUGAAUAAGGGCUUUAAAACUUUCCCAGGGAAGCAUGAACGCAGACCAUCUUGCCUGCAUCAGUACUGACUACUUCUCAUGACGGGAAAUGCAGCACAGGGCCAAACAUAAAUUACUGGUACUUUGUUUCACAAUUGUGUAUUGGUUAUAUCCUGUUUAUCUCAUUAAAUAUGGAACUGAGGGGGUUUGGGUGAGAUAUGCCAAGUCUUGAAUUCUGAUUUACAGAGAGCUGAGCAAAUAUGACCAAUAUGCUUGUUUGAUAUACAGGAAGCAGCCCAAAACUGUGAUGUAGAAAUGCUUUUAAAAACAUGUAUAUUUCCAUUGCCUUUACUUUCAAAAGUUGGUCGGGUUUUUUUGGUUGGUUUUUUGUUUGUUUUGUUUUAAGUGCUGAAGGACUACCAUACAGGAAAGACUAUAUUUUAUAACUAUUUUUCAUAUAGAUUUAUAAUUAAACAUCUUACUGAAACACAUUGAAUAUGUUGAAGCAAAUAUAUAAUGGUAACUUUGCUCAACACUGUAUUUAAAUUUAUAAUGGCCAAGCUGUAAAGCCUUUGUAUUCUCCAUAAAUGGUUGUGGGCAGCUCUUUUUAAAUGAAGUG